UAAUUCCAUUUAUGGUAGUGGAGUCAGUGACUUGAACGAAAUACUUUCAGUUUCAUAUUACUCUAAGUCCAUUACAAAUCUGCUAAAUUUCUAAAUAUUUCAUAACAGGAAAUCCCAGACCUACAACGUUGGAACCGUGAAAUAUUAGUCCAAGGAUCCAGUGAGAGACACAGAAGUGCUAGAAGCCACUCCUCGUGAACUAAGGAGAAAAAGGACAGACAAGGGAACACGCUGGACAUGGCAUCAGAGAUUCACAUGACAGGCCCAAUGUGCCUCAUUGAAAACACUAAUGGGCGACUGAUGGCGAAUCCAGAAGCUCUGAAGAUCUUGUCUGCCAUUACGCAGCCUGUGGUGGUGGUGGCGAUUGUGGGCCUCUACCGCACAGGCAAAUCCUACCUGAUGAACAAGCUGGCUGGAAAGAAAAAGGGCUUCUCUCUGGGCUCCACAGUGCAGUCUCACACUAAAGGAAUCUGGAUGUGGUGUGUGCCCCAUCCCAAGAAGCCAGGCCACAUCCUAGUUCUGCUGGACACUGAGGGUCUGGGAGAUGUAGAGAAGGGUGACAACCAGAAUGACUCCUGGAUCUUCGCCCUGGCCAUCCUCCUGAGCAGCACCUUCGUGUACAACAGCAUGGGAACCAUCAACCAGCAGGCCAUGGACCAACUGCACUAUGUGACAGAGCUGACACAUCGAAUCCGAUCAAAAUCCUCACCUGAUGAGAAUGAGAAUGAGGAUUCAGCUGACUUUGUGAGCUUCUUCCCAGACUUUGUGUGGACACUGAGAGAUUUCUCCCUGGACUUAGAAGCAGAUGGACAACCCAUCACAGCAGAUGAGUACCUGACAUACUCCCUGAAGCUGAAGCAAGGUACCAGUGAAAAAGAUAAAAAUUUUAAUCUGCCCCGACUCUGUAUCCGGAAGUUCUUCCCAAAGAAGAAAUGCUUUGUCUUUGAUCGCCCCGUUCACCGCAAGAAGCUUGCCCAGCUCGAGAAACUACAUGAUGAAGAGCUGGACCCCGAAUUUGUGCAACAAGUAGCAGACUUCUGUUCCUACAUCUUUAGCAAUUCCAAAACUAAAACUCUUUCAGGAGGCAUCAAGGUCAAUGGGCCUCGUCUAGAGAGCCUGGUGCUGACCUAUGUCAAUGCCAUCAGCAGUGGCGAUCUGCCCUGCAUGGAGAACGCAGUCCUGGCCUUGGCCCAGAUAGAGAACUCAGCUGCAGUGCAAAAGGCUGUUGCCCACUACGAACAGCAGAUGGCCCAGAAGGUGCAGCUGCCCACGGAAACCCUCCAGGAGCUGCUGGACCUGCACAGGGACAGUGAGAGAGAGGCCAUUGAAGUCUUCAUCAGGAGUUCCUUCAAAGAUGUGGACCAUCUAUUUCAAAAAGAGUUAGCGGCCCAGUUAGAAAAAAAGCGGGAUGACUUUUGUAAACAGAAUCAGGAAGCAUCAUCAGAUCGUUGCUCAGCUUUACUUCAGGACAUUUUCAGUCCUCUAGAAGAAGAAGUGAAGAUGGGAAUUUAUUCAAAACCAGGGGGCUAUCGUCUCUUUAUUCAGAAGCUACAAGACCUGAAGAAAAAGUACCACGAGGAACCAAGGAAGGGGAUACAGGCUGAAGAGAUUCUGCAGACAUACUUGAAAUCCAAGGAGUCUAUGACUGAUGCAAUUCUACAGACAGACCAGACUCUCACAGAAAAGGAAAAGGAGAUUGAAGUGGAACGUGUGAAAGCUGAGUCUGCACAGGCUUCAACAAAAAUGUUGCAGGAAAUGCAAAGAAAGAAUGAGCAGAUGAUGGAACAGAAGGAGAGGAGUUAUCAGGAACACUUGAAACAACUGACUGAGAAGAUGGAGAGGGACAGGGCCCAGUUGCUGAAAGAGCAAGAGAGGACCCUCGCUCUUAAACUUCAGGAACAGGAGCGACUGCUUAAAGAGGGAUUUCAAACAGAAAGCAGAAAAAUGCAACAUGAGAUACAGGAUCUCCAGAAGAAAAUGAGACAACGAAGGACAUGUACCAUAAGCUAAAGACCAGAGCCUUCCUGUCACCCCUACCCAAGGCAUAAUUGAAACAAUUUUAGAAUUUGGAACAAGCAUCACUUCAUUUGCUAACAAUUAGAUCUUGCAUCGUAACACCAAAAUUAUAAAGGCAUGCGGUACAGUGAUCAAAAUCAUGUUUUUCCUUUAAAAAAAAAAAAAGACUGUAAAU
Messenger RNA from Rhinopithecus roxellana (golden snub-nosed monkey), 2191 nucleotides. Its product is annotated as guanylate-binding protein 1. Bases 238 to 2010 code for a protein of 590 amino acids. The record is from RefSeq and is a predicted model, not a curated record. The transcript has 11 exons. Lineage: Eukaryota; Metazoa; Chordata; Mammalia; Primates; Cercopithecidae. Gene Ontology annotation, molecular function: GTP binding; GTPase activity.